Molecule: messenger RNA, 636 nt
Organism: Pestalotiopsis fici W106-1
Lineage: Eukaryota; Fungi; Ascomycota; Sordariomycetes; Amphisphaeriales; Sporocadaceae
Exons: 2
Coding region: 1-636 (211 amino acids)
Source: RefSeq, a predicted model, not a curated record
AUGAAAAACCUCCCCAGUUCACAGAAUGCACCCUGUCUUCGCGUGACACUCGAAUGUCCUGCGGAAAUCUCCAAAGUCACGGAUCAGACACAUCUAACGAUCAAGGUCAAAUACGAGGGUCUCAGCGAGACAGGGAGCCAAGAUGCUCCUUCUAUUACCUUUAACAAGUACGGUGUCAUGAGAGAAGAUGAUUUGGCUUUAUACCAGCUCCGUGACGGCGAGUGGAUCCAAGACAUGUCGGAGAAUGAUGAGUAUGGAGGCUGCUGUGGAUUCGCCAUAUUGGACGCACCUCCGAUGCUGGUAAAUGUGAGCGAGGAUGACCAGUUCCCGAGUCUCAGCUUGGGCGAGGCCGUGAUUGCCCAUCAAUAUCCCUUGAAGGAAAAGCUUCCGGGUGAUGCCAAAGCGGGCGAUCGCUUCCGUCUAACAUUGAAGCAAGCCCGUGUGGAAUGGUGGAACUGGGGCGGCCGCGAGGAGCAUGCAAAUACGAAAGUCUAUCUGCCAUGUUGGCGCUUGGGCCCAGUUGUCGACCCUCCCACCCCUGAUUACGACUCUCUCCUUUGCCCAGAAACAAAGAAUGAAGGCCGGCCGAAGCUGCUUGUACAUAUUGGCGACCCAGUGGAAUUCGUAUUGACGUAA